Messenger RNA from Symphalangus syndactylus (siamang), 1885 nucleotides. It is a transcript of the gene GLRA1, whose product is annotated as glycine receptor alpha 1. Gene Ontology annotation, biological process: chloride transport; monoatomic ion transmembrane transport. Gene Ontology annotation, cellular component: plasma membrane; postsynaptic membrane. The record is from RefSeq and is a predicted model, not a curated record. Lineage: Eukaryota; Metazoa; Chordata; Mammalia; Primates; Hylobatidae. Gene Ontology annotation, molecular function: transmembrane signaling receptor activity; extracellularly glycine-gated chloride channel activity; glycine binding.
AAAAAAAAAAAAGGAAAUAUACCCACCCCCAAACGUGCCUCCCAGCGCCGCAGGGAGCCAACAGACACGCUGGAGUUUAGCAAACAGCAAUACUCUUCGCGCUCCUGAAAAGCAGGGCUGGACGCUCUCCGUGGUGCUGAAACGCCUCGCAGCCGCCGCUGUCCGUGGUAUCUAUAUCUACGGCCCCCUCGCUCCAAUUUCCCCUGGGGCUCUCCCUCCGCGCCCCUGUUUCCCGCCUCCCCUUAACAUCUGGAUUAUUUUUUUCAAUAGCGCUUUCUGGUUUUGUAAGUGCCAAUUUGAAACAUUUUUGCCACCAUAACUCGUGGACUACAAAGCACAAGGACCUGAAAAAUGUACAGCUUCAAUACUCUUCGACUCUACCUUUGGGAGACAAUUGUAUUCUUCAGCCUUGCUGCUUCUAAGGAGGCUGAAGCUGCUCGCUCCGCACCCAAGCCUAUGUCACCCUCGGAUUUCCUGGAUAAGCUAAUGGGGAGAACCUCCGGAUAUGAUGCCAGGAUCAGGCCCAAUUUUAAAGGUCCCCCAGUGAACGUGAGCUGCAACAUUUUCAUCAACAGCUUUGGUUCCAUUGCUGAGACAACCAUGGACUAUAGGGUCAACAUCUUCCUGCGGCAGCAAUGGAACGACCCCCGCCUAGCCUAUAAUGAAUACCCUGAUGACUCUCUGGACCUGGACCCAUCCAUGCUGGACUCCAUCUGGAAACCUGACCUGUUCUUUGCCAAUGAGAAGGGGGCCCACUUCCAUGAGAUCACCACAGACAACAAAUUGCUAAGGAUCUCCCGGAAUGGGAAUGUCCUCUACAGUAUCAGAAUCACCCUGACACUGGCCUGCCCCAUGGACUUGAAGAAUUUCCCCAUGGAUGUCCAGACAUGUAUCAUGCAACUGGAAAGCUUUGGAUAUACCAUGAAUGACCUCAUCUUUGAGUGGCAGGAACAGGGAGCCGUGCAGGUAGCAGAUGGACUAACUCUGCCCCAGUUUAUCUUGAAGGAAGAGAAGGACUUGAGAUACUGCACCAAGCACUACAACACAGGUAAAUUCACCUGCAUUGAGGCCCGGUUCCACCUGGAGCGGCAAAUGGGUUACUACCUGAUUCAGAUGUAUAUUCCCAGCCUGCUCAUUGUCAUCCUUUCAUGGAUAUCCUUCUGGAUCAACAUGGAUGCUGCACCUGCUCGUGUGGGCCUAGGCAUCACCACUGUGCUCACCAUGACCACCCAGAGCUCUGGCUCUCGAGCAUCUCUGCCCAAGGUGUCCUAUGUGAAAGCCAUUGACAUUUGGAUGGCAGUUUGCCUGCUCUUUGUGUUCUCAGCCCUACUAGAAUAUGCUGCCGUUAACUUUGUGUCUCGGCAACAUAAGGAGCUGCUCCGAUUCAGGAGGAAGCGGAGACAUCACAAGAGCCCCAUGUUGAAUCUAUUCCAGGAGGAUGAAGCUGGAGAAGGCCGCUUUAACUUCUCUGCCUAUGGGAUGGGCCCAGCCUGUCUGCAGGCCAAGGAUGGCAUCUCAGUCAAGGGCGCCAACAACAAUAACACCACCAACCCCCCUCCUGCACCAUCUAAGUCCCCAGAGGAGAUGCGAAAACUCUUCAUCCAGAGGGCCAAGAAGAUCGACAAAAUAUCCCGCAUUGGCUUCCCCAUGGCCUUCCUCAUUUUCAAUAUGUUCUACUGGAUCAUCUACAAGAUUGUCCGUAGAGAGGAUGUCCACAACCAGUGAAGGGUCUGAAAGGUUGGGGGAGGCUGGGAGAGGGGAAAGUGGGAAUAGCACAGGAAUCUGAGAAACUAAGGAAGAGAAGGGGAAGAGAGGGAGGGGGCACACUUACGCAACUCUCUCUGCAAUAUGUGCAAUAGCAAAAUGCAGUGAUGCAUGAAUUUUA